Messenger RNA from Juglans microcarpa x Juglans regia, 1579 nucleotides. Its product is annotated as 3-ketoacyl-CoA synthase 12-like. Gene Ontology annotation, biological process: fatty acid biosynthetic process. Lineage: Eukaryota; Viridiplantae; Streptophyta; Magnoliopsida; Fagales; Juglandaceae. The transcript has a single exon. The record is from RefSeq and is a predicted model, not a curated record. Gene Ontology annotation, molecular function: acyltransferase activity, transferring groups other than amino-acyl groups. Bases 37 to 1434 code for a protein of 465 amino acids. Gene Ontology annotation, cellular component: membrane.
UAAUACGUCGGACUUCUCUCUCUCUCUCUCUCUCUAAUGGAGCUUCUCGUGUUACUUUAUGCUCUUGCCACCUUGUACUUCCUGUUAAUGGUCUGGAAGUGGGUAGGUGCAAAAAGAGAUCAAGAAUGUUACAUUUUGGACUACCAAUGCUAUAAGCCUACUGACGACAGAAUGCUAAGCACGAAGUUCUGUGGGGAGGUCAUCAAGAGGACAAAGAAUCUUGGUCUCCUUGAGUACAAGUUCCUCCUAAGAGCCAUUGUGAGCGCCGGUCUUGGCGAGCAAACCUACGCACCAAGGAUCAUGUUCUCCGGCAGGGAAGACAAUCCCACACUGUUGGAUGGGAUCUCGGAAAUGGAGGAGUUUUUCGAGGACUGCAUUGCAAAUCUCUUGUCCAGGUCAGGCGUUUCUCCCUCGGAAAUCGAUGUACUUGUCGUUAACGUGGCCAUGCUCUCCCCGGUUCCCUCUUUAAGUGCUAGGAUUAUCAACCGCUACAAAAUGAGGGAUGACAUUAAGGUGUUUAAUCUCACUGCAAUGGGUUGCAGUGCCAGCCUUAUUUCAGUUGACAUAGUCAAAAACCUCUUCAAGUCCUACAAGAAUUUGUUUGCACUUGUUGUGACUUCUGAAUCUUUGAGUCCGAACUGGUAUUCAGGUAAUGAUAGAUCAAUGAUUCUUACAAACUGUUUGUUCCGUUCUGGUGGGUCUGCAAUCCUUUUGACUAACAAAAGGGCAAUGAAAAACCGAGCCAUGUUCAGAUUAAAGUGCCUAGUUAGGACACACCAUGGGGCUAGAGAUGAGUCUUACGGUUGUUGCAUGCAAAAGGAAGAUGAACAAGGUAGGCUGGGAAUAUACCUUGGCAAGACUCUCCCAAAAGCUGCUACACGUGCUCUUGCCGAUAACCUGAGACAGAUAUCACCCAAGAUCUUACCGGUGCGGGAACUGGUAAGAUUUGUGGUUGUGACCCUUGCCCGGAAAAUGAAUCGAAGCUCCUCCAAAAAGACUGCUGGGGGACCAAAAACGGAGGUGAACUUUAAGACUGGUGUCGACCAUUUUUGCCUGCACACGGGUGGGAAGGCUGUCAUAGAUGGCAUCGGGAUGAGUCUUAAUCUUAGCGAGUAUGAUGUAGAGCCGGCCAGGAUGACACUGCAUCGGUUUGGGAACACAUCGGCGAGCAGCAUUUGGUAUGUGUUGGGGUACAUGGAGGCCAAAAAAAGGCUCAAAAAGGGUGAUAAAGUAUUCAUGAUAAGCUUUGGUGCAGGAUUCAAAUGCAAUAGCAGUCUGUGGGAGGUAAUGAGGGAUUUGGGCGAUGGAAAUGUGUGGAAGGACUGCAUUGAUAUGUACCCUGCAGUGAAGUCUUCGGACAACCCUUUUAUGGAGAAGUAUGGUUGGAUCAACCAGGAGGAUCCAAGCACCUUCCAAGUCCCUGAAUUUAUAUAAAUUAAGCACGCAUGCGAGCAGCCUAAAAACAGUAAUCAUUAUUUUUCUGAGCACCAUAAUAAUAAGAAGUUAUUGCCGAAAUCCUAUAUGUACUGCUACGUAGGUACGAAUAGUUUAAGAUAUAAUUACUCUUUAAUUUGUUUGA